AGGCUGGAGCGCCGCUAGGUACAGAGCGGUCGGAGCUGCGGAGCACUCCCGGCAGGUUCCGCGCUGGGGGAGCGAGCGCUGCGGCACCAGCGGGAGAGGCGAGCCGGAGCCCUAGCAGCGGCGCUGCGCUGCACCCGGGGGGAGCUGCGGCGGCAGCGGCAGCGGCGGCGGCGGCGCGGGGCCGGGUGCGCCAUGGCGCACCGAGCGACGGGCUCCUCUGCUCAGCAGGCGGCCCGGGAUGUCCAGAUGUCUGGACUGCAAGCCUGCACCGUUCUGAGAGGGAGAUGACUGGAGUGGCCAGCAUUUAUCUCCACGACAAUGUCCAUGAACAAUUCCAAACAGCCAGUAUCUCCUGCAGCUGGGCUCCUUUCAAACACAACCUGCCAGACGGAAAACCGGAUUUCUGUAUUUUUUUCAAUAAUCUUCAUGACAGUGGGAAUCCUAUCAAACAGCCUUGCCAUUGCCAUUCUCAUGAAGGCCUAUCAGAGGUUUAGACAGAAGUCCAAAGCAUCGUUUCUGCUUUUAGCCAGUGGCCUGGUAAUCACAGACUUCUUCGGACAUCUCAUCAAUGGAGCAAUAGCUGUGUUUGUAUAUGCAUCUAAUAAGGAUUGGAUCCGCUUUGAUCAAUCAAAUGUCCUGUGCAGUAUUUUUGGUAUCUGCAUGGUAUUCUCUGGCCUGUGCCCACUUUUUCUAGGCAGUGUGAUGGCCAUUGAGCGAUGUAUUGGAGUCACCAAACCCAUAUUUCAUUCCACGAAAAUUACAUCCAAGCAUGUGAAAAUCGUGUUGAGUGGUGUGUGCUUGUUUGCCAUUUUCAUAGCUUUGUUGCCCAUCCUUGGGCACCGAGACUAUAAAAUUCAAGCGUCAAGGACCUGGUGUUUCUACAACACUGAGCACGUUGAAGACUGGGAAGAUAGAUUUUAUCUUCUGCUUUUUUCUUUUCUGGGGUUCUUAGCCCUUGGUGUUUCAUUCUUGUGCAAUGCCAUCACAGGAAUUAUACUUUUAAGGGUUAAAUUUAAGAGUCAGCAACACAGACAAGGGAGAUCUCAUCAUUUAGAAAUGGUCAUCCAACUCCUGGCUAUAAUGUGUGUCUCCUGCAUUUGCUGGAGUCCAUUUCUGGUAACGAUGGCCAACAUUGGAAUAAAUGGAAAUGAUUCUAUGGAAACCUGUGAAACAACGCUUUUUGCUCUUCGUAUGGCAACAUGGAAUCAAAUAUUAGAUCCUUGGGUGUAUAUUCUUCUGCGGAAGGCUGUCCUGAAGAAUCUCUACAAGCUUGCCAGGCGCUGCUGUGGAGCACAUGUCAUCAGCCUACACAUUUGGGAGCUUAGCUCCAUUAAAAACUCCUUAAAGGUUGCUGCCAUUUCUGAGUCACCAGUUCCAGAGAAAAUAAAUCAGGAAGCACCGAGCUUAACAGGACAGUAAUACAGUGUAGGGCUAGAGCAACAUUAGGGAAGAUUUUGGCAAGAUAUCAGUUAAUUAGUAAAUAUAUAUAUACAUAUAUAUAUAUAUAGCCUAACUGGAAAAUUCAGGCCUUGGUAUACAGUUUGGAAGUAUUUCUGUCAGUUCAGUUCUUGGAUUUUGUUCGAUUAACUGUAUAAUUGCACAUUUCACUUGUUCUUGUCAACUGGAGAUAGACACAAUAAAAUAAGGCUGUGGGAGUCAAACAGGUACCAGUUUUGAGCUUAUCUGUGUUAUUUGUGCUUUUGAAAUGAGUGAAUCUCUUAUGUUAAAGCCUAAUGUAUUUACCUGGCCUUUUGGCUAGAGAAUAUCUUAAUGCUACAUGCACAGUGAAAUGGCUAUUUUGUGAAAAGUGUUCUGCAGCUAUUACUUAGAGACUAGGCUUAAGGAGAUAGGGCACCCUCAUUAUUUGAUGUGAUCUGUUUUAUUCCUCAUUAUGUAGCCUCAGUCAAUAUAUUCAUGGUCAUGACACCUGGAGUUUACUGUGGUUUAUAUAGUGACUACCACAUUUGCCAGGUCUGCUUGAGCCUGAUCUUGUAAGCCUGUUUAGAAUGGGCUCAUUCUUGCCAUAUUUACAAACACGAUUGCUUGCAUUUAUUAUGAUGAAGGACAAGGAUUUUUUGAAGGGGAAUUUUUUUUUGGUGGAAAAAAUGGAUUUGUAGUUUUCCAGUAAUUCCUCCUUCCUGUGAAAAUGAGUGAUGCACACUAAUUUGUGGAUAAGCAAAGGCUAUAUAUUUGCAUAUAUCCAUGCAACUUGGGUUAUAGCAGUUCCCAAGCUCCACUAGGGAUAAUGAAAACAAGUAGGAUCCCUGCCCCAAUGAUAGGUGCAAAGAACAUUGAAGGUGCUUUAUCUUGAGCGGUCAUCAAAGUGGCCGAGAAUGAAAGAAACACAAUCAAGUAUGUAAUAUUCAAAUACUGUUUGCUUUACACCCCCACCUCCACCCUCCCACACACUCACUCAUGCAGAUGGACGUCAGACAAUUCUGUUGAUCAGUUUAUUAAAUCUGUGAGACAGCAUUUUCCUUAGCUACUAGCAUCAAGGGAGAAGACUGAAAAUUAGCAAUGCAUUCGGGAACCAUUAUAAAGUUUAACUGGGAAAUUAAGGGAUAAUCUCUACCCAAAUUUCCCAUUUAGAAUUCAAACUUUUUCUUUGUUGUAUAAUUCAAUAAAAAUAAUUUCAGACUUCUUUCAAAAUGUUGUAGGUCCAUUGGAGAAUAAGAUAGGUGGUCUGCUCAACUGUAAAAAUUAAUUGUAAGAGAAUUCUUUUGCUUUCAUUGUCUUAAUUGGAUUGGUAGUUUACAUUGGAAGUCACCAACAUUUGUGGGUUUUGGUAAAUGCUUGGGAGUGAAUUAAAAGAAAUUAAGCAGACAGCUUCACUGAAUAUUAAAAAGUAAUCAUGGCUGGUGCCACAGCUCACUAGGCUAAUCCUCUGCCUGCGGCACUGGCACCCUGGGUUCUAGUCCCGGUUGGGGCUCCGGAUUCUGUCCUGGUUGCUCCUCUUCCAGUCCAGCUCUCUGCUAUGGCCCGGGAAGGCAGUGGAGGAUGGCCCAAGUGCUUGGGUCCCUGCACCCACAUGGGAGACCGAGAGGAAGCACCUGGCUCCUGGCUUCAGAUUGGCACAGUGCGCCGGCCGUGGCGGCCAUUUGGGGAGUGAACCAAUGGAAGGAAGACCUUUCUCUCUGUCUCUCUGUCUCUCACUGUCUAACUCUGCCUGUCCAAAAAAAAAAAAAAAAGUAAUCAAUUUCAGGUGACUUAAAAAACAAACACAAACACAUAUUGGCAUGUGAUUUUCUUAAUUUAAGAGCUGCAAAUGACUAAUCAUGUAAUUUUAUGUUAUUCUCAUGUGCUCAUGGAUAGAGCACAUAGUAGAUGCCUGAUAAAUACUUGCCAAAUUGAAUUACAAACAAGAAUUUCUUUAUGCAAAAUGAAUAUGGAAUUGCAAAGUUUGUGUCUGUUUUUAAUUUAAACUGACAGUUAUAUAUUACUUAUUGUGCUAUAUAUAUGUAUGUAUGUAUAUGUGUGUAUGUGUGUAUAUACUUAUAUGUGUGCAUGUUUUAAAAAAGUCAUUGCAAUUUGUGAUUGCUGUUAUAUUACAAAAAUGUUCUCAUGUGUUCAAAGAGCACUUAAAAUCCUGAAGAAUUUUAGAUGGUUCAUUUAUUUUCUAAGGAGGUAUUUAUUUCCUACAGGAACCAAAAUCUCCAGCUGUUGUGGCGAUGCUGUGUACAAAGCCACAGUGAACAUUAUCAUGUAUCUUGACUGGGGAGAAGCACAGCGGAGAAACUCUAGAUCUCUUCUCCUUGAGACUUCUAAUCUGAUGGGAGUUAUGCUCUACUGCUGUGAUGCCUCCCUUUCUAUGAGCAUCUGCGCUGAGAUCUUGUGUCAUGACCAUAUGGAAAUGCAUGAGCAUGUCAGGCAUUGGGGAAUGAUGGGAGAGUGCAUUUCCAUGCAUUUCCAUGCAUUUCCUGAAAGAGCUGUUUAUAUUAUCUGAGCAAGUGUCUAAGGCAACCAAUUGGUCUUCAGAUGGUGGUAAACCUAAGAAGUAGACAUCAAAGUUGAAAAAAUUAGUAAAAUAAUGUGCAUUUACGUUGAUGUAGGCUUUUCAUUCAAGGAACACAAAUUUGAAGUGAAUGCACCAAUGUGCAUAACUGACUUCAGAAUUUUAUUUUUUUGCACAUAAUUUAGCACUUUAGUGUUUAAUGAACCAUGAAGUGGAGUACCCACCAAUAAUUUUCAUAUGAAUGUUCAAAGUGAAAGUAUGCUUAUUCAGAUUCUUGGAAAUAAUACAGAUGGUUUCAACAAGGUUAGUAAUUUGAAUGUUUAAAGUUCUGUUUUAAAAUUCAUAAUUAGAUCUUCAGAGUCUAAUGAAUUCCUCUUUCCAUUAGUAAGGUGGAAUCCACACAAUUUCACACACUCUUGGGGCAUGUGAUUUCUGGAAAAUUACAUUAUUCUGGACAAAUUCUAAACAUGUCAGGGUUUUUUUCACUAUUAGCGAAUUUCACAAAAAAAUCUGACUACCCACUCCCCCAACUCCCAAUGUGAAGGUCUUCAUGAUUAUAAAUACAGAAACAGAAAAGGGUGACUCAUAAUGCGCUGUAGGUACAUCCAAAAACAUCAGAUCCUUUAUUGAUGGAUUUCAUUAAGUGGUAGAAAUAUGGCAUUUUUAAUUAUUUUCUAAAGAUAGAAAAGUUGCUUCUAAUUAUCUAUAUAGCUGAAGUGGAAAGUACCUAAAUGUUAAUAUAUACACAUAUGAAACUUUAUCUGUGUUAUAUAACAAGUGGUCAUGUUUGUUCAGUUUCAGACUUAUUGUUGUGCCUAAAUUGAGUUUAGACCUCUAAUAUGAGCAUUCCUUAAAUAGUGAGUGAACUUUUUGUGAAAAUUGUUAUUUGCUUUGCCUGUGCACCAUCAUUGCUCUAAAUCAACUGUCUAGGGUGAGAAUAUAAAGUAUGAGAAUGUACAUUUUCUUACUUCAUCUGUGCAUUAGGAGACUUUACCACUGGGUACAUAAUAUUGGACUUUGACUUGUUCUGGUACAUGUUCAUGGUAGGUGACAUGUGUUUGCCUUUGUUAUGUGAAUAAAUGUAUUUUGUGCUCUUCAUGCUUGGAUUGUAUAAGAGGUUAAAUAGUGAUAUGUAUAUUUUGUUGCUUGCAUAAGUAUGCAGCUCAUGUAACUUUAGUGUUUUGACUAGCUUAAAACUUCAAACAAAUGAUUUUAUAAUAAACUUGGACCAACAUA
This is a messenger RNA of Oryctolagus cuniculus (rabbit), 5188 nucleotides long. RefSeq names its product prostaglandin F receptor (gene PTGFR). The record is from RefSeq and is a predicted model, not a curated record. Gene Ontology annotation, molecular function: prostaglandin F receptor activity. Gene Ontology annotation, biological process: positive regulation of cytosolic calcium ion concentration; adenylate cyclase-activating G protein-coupled receptor signaling pathway; inflammatory response. Lineage: Eukaryota; Metazoa; Chordata; Mammalia; Lagomorpha; Leporidae. Gene Ontology annotation, cellular component: plasma membrane.